This is a messenger RNA of Thalassophryne amazonica, 7045 nucleotides long. RefSeq names its product zinc finger protein 106a (gene znf106a). NCBI's taxonomy places the organism in Eukaryota, Metazoa, Chordata, Actinopteri, Batrachoidiformes, Batrachoididae. The record is from RefSeq and is a predicted model, not a curated record. Gene Ontology annotation, molecular function: RNA binding; SH3 domain binding. Gene Ontology annotation, cellular component: cytosol; membrane.
AAAAGUCCUAAAGAAGAAUGUUAGCAAGCAUCAACGAUGGAUCGAAAACGCUGUAGUCACACUCAUGUGGCUGUUAUAAAGGAAUGAGCUGAUCUCCACCUGCAGUCAAAAUGUUGAGAGACAGAAAGUGCAUUCUUUGUGAUACCAUCCAUGCCUCUAAGCAGGAGAUGGAUGAGCACAUGAGAAGUAUGCUGCACCACCGCGAGCUGGAGAAGCUGCAAGGCCGGGACUGUGGACAUGAGUGCAGAGUGUGCAAGGUAACGGUGGUGAGCCUGACGGAUUAUGCCAGCCACAUUUCCAGCCCCUUGCACAAGCAGAAUGUGGAGGCUGCAGAACGAAAUCAUGCCGUCAGUGACCACAGCAAGGAAUACUUCGACAAGUCGUGUGGACUUAUUGAGAAAAGAAAAGAGUCAAUCCGGAAAGAUAACGAGGCUGCUGCCGCUGCUGCAAAACAAGCAAUAGAAGCAGAAAGAAAACUGCAGGAGUUGCACCAGCAGAUACAGGAAGCAAAGGACCGUUUCCAUCUGAAAAGUGUUGGGCAUCAGCCACCAAGGAGUCUUAUUAGAUCCAACCAGCAGGGAGCUUUCUAUGAAAGUGGCCAAUAUAGCACUACAGGACGGGGUGCAAAAUCAGUUAGAAGACCCUGGGACCAUGGGAAACAAGGAAAGAGCGCCACAUGGCAUGCCCAGGAGCCUCCCAACUUCCAGAAAUGGGCAUCUGGCAAGCUGGAUGGUGCAAGCUUCUGUCGCCAGGGAGAUUUUGACAACAUGCGGAUGGAUCAGGAAGCAUUUUCUUACAAUCAACAAGGCCACCUGCCAUGGCUUAGCAACAGAGACAGAAGUAAUGGCCCCUACUGUCCAACAAACAUUUCCCAGGACUUGAAAAGAAACAGGUCUGCAAGCCUUAUGGAAAUAUCUCCAAGGAGACCACCACUACCAACAACAACUUUUUACACGGGCAACUUCAGUAAUCUUCAUAAUAAUUUUCAUAAUCAGGGUGGUCAGCAGGGUGAUAAAAAUUGGGAUGGAGAAAAUACACAAGCUAACCAAAACAACAUGAAGACCUUUGGCAGUAAUCCAAAGUUGGACAGAGUGCAUCGCUGGUCCCCCUAUCCAGUCAAAAAGGGCUUUGAUUGUACACACAAGGAACUCAUCCCACCACCGUCAGAGAAGUCUAGAGUAGCCGACAAAUCUCAGAUACAAGAAAAGACAUCAGGCACUGUUUCAUUUAACAGGCCAUCUGUAUCUGAACAGAAAUCAAGAAACUUAACCCAUAGUAAACCAUGUGGGGAAGAGUUAAAUAAGCACAGAACCAAACAAAUAGUUAAACCUCGAGAUAGCAGUGGCAGUAGGAGUAGUAGUGUUCACAGAGAUGAUUGCCAUGACUCUUCACCUGGUCCUUCCAAUCAGAAGACAAAAAAACCAUUAUUGGCCACUGACUGGAGGGUGUCAUCAGUUGUUCGGGUCAAUGCUGGGCCGCGAGUCAACACGACCCUCUGUCAAGAGCGCAAACAGUCAAAGCCAAAUUUGAAAAAUGGUAGGAAUAGUUUUAAUUCUUUACUCGCUGUGCCACUAAUCUGUACCCAGGAUAAGCAGUUUCCAACGUUGAAGAAGGCCAAACCAACUGGGUUAAUAAUGGAGGAAUCUGUGAAAACCUCAAGUCACAGCAAGGACGAGAGCCAAAAGGAUCAAACGGGGAGUCAAAUUGGAGUUAAUAAAGAAAAUAGUCGCCAGCAGGAUGGAGGUAAAACAACAUUACCUGACUCUGCCCUCUGUUCGCCGUGUGGAGCGGAGAAAGAGAAGCUUGCAUCAACAUCAUUAGACAGCAGCCAGUUUGCACAGGCAGCACAAGUAACCAGUUCCAGCACAGAGAGUUCAGAGUCUGCAACCUCCAGUAGGAAAUUUAAGGCGAAAAAGAAAGUGGAGAAGGAAUCACUGGCAGCAGAUGAGGCCAUGCAGGCUACUGAGGCAGGGCAGGGCUCAGAUACUGAUGCCUCAAGAAAUGGUGACGUACAGACCACAUUGGCCUCAAAGACAUCAAGUGUACCUAAGGUUCAUCUGACAUCUGCCUUGAAACGUGACCUGACCAAGCACAUCAGCGCCAAGAGCAAAACAGCGAAUCAUGAGCCCAACCUGAAUAUUGCCAGGCGUGUCCGUAACCUGGACGAGUCACGGAAAAGUGAGACAGAGAAGGAUUCAGGGCUUAAACCAACUGUGCGGCAGCUCAUCAGCUCAUCGGCAUCUCGGCACAACGUGAACUGGGAUCAGGUGUACCAAGAGAUCAAAAAGAAGCAAGAACAAGGAAAAGGCAUGCCAAGGUUUGGGAUAGAGAUGGUACCAUUUGACAAGGAGGAACAGAGCCAGGAGGAGGAUGAUCUCCACUUGCUUGAGGGUUUCCACUGGGAGUCUCUGGACAUGUCCCCACCAGGCUCCUCCCACAAAUGUUCUUUAUCCGAGAGCAGCCUGACCCCAGCCUGUCCAGGAUCCACUCGCUCCAUGUUUCCAUCUAACAUGUCAAAGGAGACGGACCCCAAAGACGUCCCCAACCCACCUGAGAUACUCAGCUCAGAGCAAAGUAGAUCCUGCUUUUCUUCCAAACAUGUAGCUGCCCGCGGGAGCAAAGACAGUCAGUGCCAACAGGAUGAGGAGCAACUGUGUGGUCAACAUGAGAUCAAAGCAGAGAGGCAGCCAGACAAAUUAACUUUAGGGAUGGUGGGGGUCCUCCAGCGAUCUGAUUCUGUGGUUGAGGACAGCAGCUCGGGGACGGAGCUGUACGACGGGCAGGGAACUGGGAAGAAACGGAGAGCAGCAGGCGAUGUUUUGAGCACAGAGACUCCAUGCUUGGAGCACAACAGCAAAAGAAGAAAGAUCAAAUCCAAAAAAGAGCGUUGGCAGAUUGACGAGCUACUUUCUGUGUCUCUGCGGGAGGAGGAAUUGAGCCGUUCUCUACAGACUGUGGAUACCAACCUGCUCCAGGCAAGAGCUGCGUUGGAGGCCGCCUACAUGGAGGUGCAGCGCCUGAUUGUACUGAAACAACAGAUGACUGGAGAGAUGAGUACACUGAGAAAAAAACGUAUUGACUUACUUAAAGGGAUGCAAGGUAAUUUGGAGGAAACGCCUCAAUUCAACGUGAAAGACAAAGAGGAUUCAGUCAAAUCUCUGCCAAAUAUGGGCUACUAUAUUCCUUCCUCUGUUGUGGAUGCUGUAGCUGCCUCCAUUGUAAGCCCGACUCCCCAGAGUGCACCUCCUCCCUCCUCCAGCCUCCCUGUGAUGCCUUUAGCUAUCAAGCAGGAGCCUCUGUCUCCUGACUACAACAGCACCGAGCUGCAACCUGUGGAGAAUGAAAACCGCUGCAGUCUCAGCACAACUCCAAAACCAGCUCAAUCAGGUAAUUUGGAGGAUGCGCCGCAGUUCAAACUGAAAGACAACAAAGAGGAUUCAGUAGAAUCUGCGUCACACAUGGGCGACCGGUUUUCUUCCUCUGUUAUGGACACUGUAGCUCCCUGUGUUCUAAACCAGACUCCCCAGCAUGCACCUUCUCCUUCCUCCAGCCUCCCUGUGAUGCCUUUAUCUGUCAAGCAGGAGCCUCUGUCUCCUGUCCAUAACGGCACUGAGUUCCAGCCUGUGGAGAAUGAAAACCACUGCAGUCUCAGCACAACUCCAAACCCAGCUCAAUCAGUUUGUUUGGAGGAAUUCAAAGUGAAAGACAACAAUGAGGAUUCAAUAGGAUCUGCACCAAACAUGGACUACCAUUUUUCUUCCUCUGUUAUGAACACUGGAGGUGCCUCCAUUCUAAGCCAGACUCCCCAGUGUGUGUCUUCUCCCUCGUCCACCUGCCCUGUGAUGCCUUUAGCUAUCAAAGAGCAGCCUCUGUCUCCUGACUAUAACAGCGCAGACCUGCAGGCUGUGGAGAAUGAAAACCCCUGCAAUCACAGCAUCACCCCAGAACUGCUUGUCACCCGUACGGCAGCCUCUCAAACAGAUCCUGCACUCAGCUCCCAAUCACCUCCAGAAAGAAAGCCUGAGCUGUACCAAGCUAACCGAGAACAGGAACGGGAACGUUUUGAAGAACCUGCACAGUGUAAAGAAAGCUUGUCAACACUGGAUCAGAUGAUGGAUAAGGCCAUACAAACCAGCAGGGAUACUUUCACUCCUUUGUCUGACUCCAAAAUGAGUAUAACUCUCUCCACCGCCAGCAGGAUGAGCUCUGAGGGUGGGAACCUUGUUGACUACGCAGCUACUCAGUCUUGUGAACCCUCCUCAGUGCCUUCUGUUUUUAAUGAGCCAGCCUCCCCGCAUAAUAUGAGGAGUGGAAAGCGUGUGAGGAAGCUGAAGAAGAGAAGGGUGUUGGAGAAGGUCCAAGGACCAAAGCAGCCCGAGAGUAGUGACACUGAGAUUGACGGUGAAGCUUUGAGACCAAGGUGGACUCGAGCACGCAGGAGACCCAGUGGUGGCUCUCAGGUCAGUACUUCUACUCCCCACAUGGCUGUGGAAAAUCAAGAGGUUCACGUGGCCAUCGAGGGUAACAAGGAAGCUUCAGAGCUCCUGCAUCCAGCCAUCACAUUUAAGAAAGAAGUCUUGGAGUCCCACAAAGACAUGACAGAGCUUCCUGAGUCAGCACCCACUGAGCUGCAGAAUUUGAAAUCAGAAGAAAGCAUAGAGGUCACUGCAUCGUGUCAGCAGCUCCCUGGAGAUGAAACAGUCCCGGUUCCUUUUAUCACUCCACCCCAGUUCACAGCCUCGACCACAUGUGUGCCACAGACCCUGGCUUGCAAUGAGAUCCUUUCCAACAGUGACAUGGAUAUAUCCCCAGACGUCCAAUCUUGUGAGAGUGAUAUGCAGAUUUGCAAUACACCACCAGAGAGAACUAGAGCAUCAUCGGAUGGGACUGCUAACGCUGAUGAGGAUGAGACGCCCACUGAGGGGGUGUUUGAGGGCCACAAAGAGGCGGUGAACUCUAUGCAGAUCAACAACAGGCUGCUGUACACAAGCUCAGGAGAUCGGACUGUCAAAGUCUUUGACCUGGUGAGUCAUAAAUGUGUAAAGGUGUUUGAGGGUCACAGCUCCAAAGUGAACUGUCUGUUGGUUUCUGCGGCUCCCGGCCUCCGUCAUCGUCUUUAUUCUGGUUCCAGUGAUCAAACCAUCCGCUGCUACAGUCUCAUGACACAGGAAUUCGAGCGGCAGUUCUCUUUGUCAGACCGAGUGCUCUGUCUCCACAACCGCUGGAAGUUUAUGUAUGCUGGCUUGGGAAACGGCACAGUGGUGACCUUUGACCUUAAGAAAAACAAGCAGGUGGAUGUAUUCGAGUGUCACGGACCGCGAGCGGUGAGCUGUCUGGCCUCGUGGCAGGACGGUUCCAGGAGGAUCCUGCUGGUGGGUUCUUUCGACAACACAAUCAGUGUGAGAGAUGCCAAAAACGGCCUGCUGCUACGCACACUAAAGGGACACAAGAAGACUGUCCUCUGCUUGACGGUGGUUAAAGAUCUGGUAUUUAGUGGCUCCAGUGAUCAUUCGGUCCAUGUACACAACAUCAAUACAGGGAAGUUGGUGCAUUUCUAUAAGGGCCACAGUCAUGCUGUUACUGCAGUCACUGUCUUGGGGAAGGUGAUGGUGACUGCCUGCCUCGACAAACUGGUCCGCAUCUACGACUUGCAGACUUGCGAGCAGCUACAGGUCUACGGUGGACACAAAGACAUGGUGAUGUGUAUGGCCAUCCACAACAACAUGAUCUAUACAGGCUGUUAUGAUGGCAGCAUCCAGUCCGUCAAACUGGACCUGAUGCAGAACUUCCGUUGCUGGUGGCGUGGAUGCUCGCUGGUAUUUGGGACGAUGAAACAUCUGCAGCAGCACCUGAGGAGCGACCACGCCACCCUCACUUCCAAACUGGAAAAAGCUCAAGCGGCUCUAAGCAGGGAUGUCGGACAGGGAACGUGAUGUUUCCCGCCGAGCCUUCAAGCCCCGUUAUUGUUACCUUUCUGUUAACCUCCCAUAUUGGGGGCGGUAUUGUUUGGGCCCACUCCGCAGCGUUCCUGCACCAUGGUGCCUGUCAAAUCCUCAUCGUUCAGGGUUGGAAUCCAACCAUGUGACCCUAGUGGAAGAAGGGUGGUUGUGCUUUUGUUUUCUACCUUCUAACACACUCUCUUUUUCUGUCUACUAUUUGUCUUUUUACUGACCAAAUUAAGACAAAGAAACACAACUUUUUUUUUUAUAAUUUAAUUGAAGAAACUUCAGUGGUGCCAAUGUCAGAGGGAUCGUGUUUCUGCCUGAUGUUUUCCAGGUGGGUCAGUUACAGUAUGGCAUGGGUUAAGAAAUGUUUUUAUUGUUGUAAUGAGUGCAGUUGUGAUGUGUCACAUUGAGCAACCUAUACUUUUGUUUCUUUCUUUCUUUUUUUUAUGUUGACAUUCACUUGAUCUGACAUUUUAUUUGAGUAGUUUCAGACUUUUGGAUCAAGGCUAAAGUCCAACAGCCUCAUUUAUCAACCGGCUGUACACACAUAUUUGUGCUUAAACUCCACAUACAAACAUUUCUACACAAAAUACAGAAUUUAUCAUCUUAGAUUUAGAAUUGUUUGUAAAUACAUCAACACCUCUGACCAUGCAAAUGCAUAGCAUGUAGUGGUAGAACAGAGAAACUGCAACUGGAAAGCAUUGCUCCUUUCUCAGAUGUAAUAAGUAUGCAGUUAGUAAUUAUGUCGAGUUACAAACAGACAUGUAGCCUCAUUGCUGUUAAAACCAACAAAAGACACUAAUAUGAACUAAACAGCGGCUUUUGACUUCAUCAUUUAAAUAAUAAUAAAAAAAAAACCUUUACCAAAAGAACACCUCAAUGUUCACCUGUUUGUAAUAUUAAUGAUGGUCACACAUUAUUUUUGCUUGUCAAAUUUCAUUGGUAAAGAUUAUGUCCUGAUAAAGGUGGCAGCACGGUGACAUCACAGGAAUGGAAAGGCGUGGAGGGCCACUAAUGAUAAUUGUCCACUUAUACAACCCCUGGCAAAAAUUAUGGAAUCACCGGCCUCGGAGGAUGUUUAUUCAGUUGUUUAAUUUUGU